CAUCAGGAGCUGGUCCACGGUUUGCGCUUUUCUGUGAUGACCGCUCAAAGUAAAGAGAUGACUUUCAAAUAAGGGUUUUGUCACCAGCCACAAAUACGGCCUACAUAGUUUAGUUUUUUGUUUAAAUAGCUUUUAAUUUAUUGUCGCAAUGCACGGGCUCGCCCCCGUUUCCCUGCUCAUCCUGUUCCUGUCCUGCUGCAGCCCAGCACGGGGAUAUUUUGCGGAGGAGCGCUGGAGCCCCGAGUCUCCGGUCCUCGCCCCCCGAGUUCUCGUCGCCCUCAUCUGCCGAAACUCCGAGCACUCUUUGCCGUAUUUUCUCGGUACUAUUGAGCGUCUCAACUACCCCAAGGACCGUAUGGCUCUGUGGGUAGCAACUGAUCACAACGAGGACAACACCACGGCCAUUCUGCGUAACUGGCUUGUCAAGGUGCAGAACUUGUACCAUAAUGUGUUGUGGAGGCCACAGGAGGAGCCAAGACGUUAUGCAGAUGAAGAUGGCCCAAAGCACUGGCCAGACCUUCGCUAUGAGCAUGUAAUGAAGCUUCGACAAGCAGCGCUGGAGUCAGCUCGUGAGAUGUGGGCAGAUUACUUUAUGGUGGUGGACUGCGAUAACCUCCUCACCAACCCUAAUGUGGUGUGGAAGCUUAUAAAAGAGAAUAAGACCAUUAUCGCUCCAAUGCUUGAAUCCCGUGCAGCCUAUUCAAACUUCUGGUGUGGAAUGACCUCGCAGGGUUACUAUAAGCGCACCCCUGCUUACAUACCCAUGAAGAAGCAGAUACGAAAGGGCUGUUUUGCAGUACCCAUGGUCCACUCCACCUUCCUGAUAGACCUCAGGAAAGAGGCAUCCAGGCAGCUGGCCUUUCACCCACCACAUCCAGAGUACAGCUGGGCUUUUGAUGACAUCAUUGUGUUUGCCUUCUCUGCUCGGAUGGCAGAUGUUCAAAUGUUUGUAUGUAAUAAAGAGACCUAUGGUUACUUCCCUGUGCCACUACGACCCCACAACACUUUGCAAGACGAAGCUGAGAGCUUCUUGCACUCCCUGCUGGAGGUUAAUGUGCGAAAUUCCCCGGUGAUGCCUUCCAAAUACAUACCUGUUCCUGGAAAACAUCCUGACAAACUGGGCUUUGAUGAGGUUUUCAUGAUAAACUUGCAGAGGAGGACUGACCGCCGAGAACGCAUGCUGAGGGCGUUGUACGAGCAAGAGAUUGCCUGCAAGGUCAUCGCCGCUGUAGACGGAAAAGCAAUGAAUAUCGGUGAAAUUCACACUAUGGGCAUCCACAUGCUCCCCGGAUACAGUGAUCCUUAUCACGGUCGUCCACUGACAAGGGGAGAGCUGGGAUGUUUCCUUUCCCACCAUAACAUCUGGAAAGAGAUCGUGGAGCGAAACCUACACACCUCUCUGGUGAUUGAAGACGACUUGCGCUUUGAGGUCUUCUUCAAACGCCGCUUGAUGAACUUGAUGAACGAGGUGGAGGCUGAAGGACUGGACUGGGAUCUCAUUUAUAUCGGUCGAAAGAGAAUGCAAGUGGAACGCCCAGAGAAAGCAGUGCCCAAUGUACACAACUUAGUGGAAGCAGACUAUUCAUACUGGACUCUAGGUUAUAUGAUAUCAUUACAAGGUGCUGAGAAGCUUUUGAAAGCAGAACCGCUAAAAAGGAUUUUGCCAGUGGAUGAAUUUCUUCCUGUUAUGUACAAUAAACACCCUGUGUCUGAUUAUAUGGAACAGUUUGAAACCAGAGACUUGAAGGCAUUUUCAGCAGAGCCUCUUCUAGUGUACCCGACACACUACACGGGCGACCCAGGCUACAUCAGCGACACUGAGACCUCCACAGUGUGGGACAAUGACAAGGCCCGUACAGACUGGGACAGAGCAGGCUCAGGAAAGACUCGGGAGCAGGCUGAGAUCAGCGCCGAGGCCCAGAACUCCGACGUGCUGCAGUCUCCUUUGGACAGUACAGUACGGGAUGAGCUAUGAGAGGCCGGUUGACUUUUGCAUCACUUCAGAGUUUGUAGAAUGAUUUAAUUUAUCCAGAUGUGACAAAUUAAAAAGGGAUCGGGUGUCUUCUGUCAUGUUUGUCUAUAGUUUUUACCGUAGAAAGGCACUAGACUUGCCAUUUGGAGUGGCAUUUGCAGUACCCAACUUCGGUCUGUCAUACAGAAAGUGGCAAAGAAUGCAGUUGGACUGUUACAUUUCAGUUGCUGAGCAGUUUUCUUGUCCUAGUUGAGUAUUACACUGGAAAUAGUUUUUUAAAAUACACUUUCUCAAGGCUACCAUUGAAUUAGACUAUAACCAUACUCUGUGUCACUGAGCAAAGUCAAGACACUUAACACAAGGAUUCAACCAGUCAAAUUCAUUGGUCUGUGUUAUGAAAAGUCCAAGAUAAGAAACACCUGUAUGUUUUUUGCUUUGUGUUGUUUUUUUUUUUUAUUGUUUUCUUUUUAAACUUUGUUUUACAUAAUCAUUAGUCAGCACUUGAGAUGCUUGCAGUGAAGCUUUACAAAGCAAUUAAAUGCACAAGCAACAGUUGAUGUCAACUCAGAAUCUUACAUUUACAGAACUACUGGAGAACAAAUGCCAAAGCUAGUUGUCA
Monopterus albus (swamp eel) is the source of this 2591-nucleotide messenger RNA. It is a transcript of the gene colgalt1a, whose product is annotated as collagen beta(1-O)galactosyltransferase 1a. Lineage: Eukaryota; Metazoa; Chordata; Actinopteri; Synbranchiformes; Synbranchidae. Bases 149 to 1975 code for a protein of 608 amino acids. The record is from RefSeq and is a predicted model, not a curated record. The transcript is spliced from 12 exons. Gene Ontology annotation, molecular function: procollagen galactosyltransferase activity.